AUGGCAUCUCAUCAGAAAAUCACCUCAGAUAAUUACAUUGUUAGCCUCUCUCCAAGAAGUAAACAUCCUGGGGAUGAAGGAGUCUUGUUGCCAGAGUUUAAUGAGCUUGUGCUCAAGGAGUUUGAUCUAACUGCCUACAGCAAUUCUGGGAUUUCUCCAAGGAAGGAUGUAGAGACAAGUAUGGAAUUUAAGAAGGCAGCAGACAAGGAUGAGACUGAGCAAGAGAUCCUCAACCUGAAGAACAUGGUCAGAUUUCUACACGAGAGGGAGAGGAACCAUGAGAUUCAAUUGCUUGAGUACUGUGGCCUCAGGGAGCAGGAGACUGUUGUGAUGGAUCUCCAGAAUCGGUUGAAGAUUAAUAACAUGGAGGUUAGGUUUCUCGAUCUCAAGAUUGAGUCCUUGCAGGCUGAUAAAAGGAGACUGGAGCUACAAGUGGCCGAUUAUACAAGAGUAACGGCCGAUCUUGAAUCUGCAAGAGAAAAAAUAAAGCUGAUGAAGAGGAAGAUUAGGUCCAUUUCAGAGCAAAGCAGGGAACAGCUUUACAUUCUUCAAAAGAAAGUCGCAUACUUGGAAGAUCAGGAGCGAAUGGCUGUCAAUAAUGAUGCUGUAAUCCAAGAGAAAUUGCAGAGGUUAAAAGAAUUAGAGGAUGAAUUAGUACAACUCAAGGAGGCUAACUUAAGAUUGCAUAGUGAAAAUUCCGAGUUGGCUAGUAAGUUGAAAUCUACUGAUCAAAUCCUUGCCUCUUAUGUUUUGGAGAAGCCUGCAGAGACCGAAGCGAUGCGUGAAGAUAACAAUCAAUUGAGAAAACAAAAUUCCGAUUUAACAAAUGAGCUUGAGAGGCUCCAAACAGAUCACUUUGCAGAUGUGGAGGAGCUGGUCUAUCUCCGGUGGGUGAAUGCUUGCCUACGAUUUGAACUGAGAAAUUAUCAACCUCCACCUGGUAAAAUGGUAGCAAGGGACCUAAGCAAGACCAUGAGUCCCAGGUCACAGGAGAGAGCCAAAGAGCUGAUACUCGAAUAUGCAAAUUCAGAGGGGAUUGGUGGUAAGGGCGUGGUGACUGAUAUCGAUUCCGAAUUAUGUCGCUCAUCAUCUCAGGCCUCCAUUGCUGAUUGCAGUGAAUUUUCUUGUGACACUCAACCUUCCACCAAAUCCCACACUUCGACCAAAAGGAAAUUCCUUCGCAAGCUUAAGAAGCUUGUAGUGGGGAAGAAAGGUAAUAAUAGCAGUGAUCGGCCGACUAGUUCAUCAUCGACAACGUCGGACAGAAAUUUGACGACUAUUACUAGUUCUGCAUUUAUGAGAUCACCUGCCCCCAGCACUACAUCUGAGGAUAUGAUGGGAAUUUAUUCUUUCGACACCCUUUCUCCUUGCCGUCUCUCAAGUAGUAAUUCAGCAACCUCUUAUACAGUAACAGCUGUAACAGAAGAAAGAAAUGAAGAGAGGAGUGAAGUAACUCCAUCUCGUAGCAGGUCAAGGUCAUCUUUGGAUACCGAAAGAUCAAGGACUCUGAGCCUCGACGAUGUUGAAUUUGUUCGGAGAAUGAGAAACAGUACUCAUGAAGAAACCUCAUACAAGGGAAUUGUUCCAAGUGAUGAGGAUAGAGCUCGUGGUUUUGCUCCAAAUUAUACGCUUCUUCAUCAUGACCAAGAUGAUGCACUGGAUAAAUUAGAGCUCAUGAAAUUUGCAGAAGUUUUAAAGGCUUCUCGUGGGACCAUGUUUUUGGGUUAAAUAC
This is a messenger RNA of Nelumbo nucifera (sacred lotus), 1732 nucleotides long. Its product is annotated as protein CHUP1, chloroplastic-like. The record is from RefSeq and is a predicted model, not a curated record. Gene Ontology annotation, biological process: protein localization to cortical microtubule cytoskeleton. Gene Ontology annotation, cellular component: cortical microtubule. NCBI's taxonomy places the organism in Eukaryota, Viridiplantae, Streptophyta, Magnoliopsida, Proteales, Nelumbonaceae.